AUGGCGGCAACUGUACAAUUGUAUAAAUGUGGUUUUUGCACCAAUAUAUUUGUCGAUUUGGCUUCAGCACGUACACAUAAGUGCACAGGUUAGUGCCUAAAUUAUAUUCCAGCAAUGACUGUGAGAAUCAAAUGAAUUUGAUGCUAUUUUAAAGGAUAUUUAAGUUGUCAGUAAUACAGUCUAGCCUCUACACACGUAGACAAUGGUCUAGACACAGAAAUAUUAAAGAAAUCUCUCCUUCAAUUGUAUAUUUGUAGUCAUAAACCUGCAGCAUACUAUAUACAGCGAGUUGUUUGAUAAAAUAAAUAUAUACCUUUAUAAUAUGUACCUUAUAUAAACUUAUACAGUUAAACUGUAUGAUAGUGAUAAGACUUCUUACUGUAAUAUUACAGGGAAAGGCGUUCAACCUAAGCUACAAAAUGCAUCAGUUCCUCCAAGUCAAACUCAAACACAGAAAGGAGGUAUUUUGUCAUUUCACUUCAAUAAAAAAAUGCAAGGUGCCCUACCAGUGAUAUAUUGUAAUUGAUUUUACAUCUUAACCUUACAUGAAUAAGCUGUGGUAACUAAUUUUUCAUAUCUAUCUUGCAGGAAAAAGCUCAGUGCCAAAGCCACAAGCAGGUGUAUUUUUAUUAUCAUGAUGCCAUUUUGUUUCAAUGGAUUAUAGAUCAUUACAGAAAACACCCGACACUUGUACCCACAGAGGAUAUUAGAAGUUUGCCACCUCCCUGUUUUUCCCUUCAGCCAUUCUAGUACAAGUUACUAUUAUCACAUGUAGAAAGAGGCUGUAUUUUUUCUGGAAUGACCUAGCUAGACAAUGUGUUAAACUGUCCUACCACUGAUUUAUUCUAUUUUUUCAGGCGAUCACUCUGUGACCAUGCCACUAAAUGCACCAGUUCCUCCAAGUCAAACACAGAAACAAGGUAUUUUUUAUUUUGUCAUUUCACUUCAAUAAAAAAGCAAAAUGCUCUACCAGUGAUACAUUUUAAUUAAUGUUACAUCUUAACCUUGCAGGAAUAAUAUUAAGCUGUGGUAACCAAUUUUUCAUAUCUAUCUUGCAGGAAAUAGCUCAGUAACAAAGCCACAAAAUGUAUCUUUCCCACCACUUGAAAGUCGAACACAACAAGCAGGUAUAUUUUUAUUAUCAUGCCAUUUCAUUUCAAUGGUUCAUUACAGAGGACAUUAGAAGUUUACCACCUCCGUGUCUCUUCUUUCAGCCAUCCUAGUACAAGCCACUAUUACCACAAGUAGGCUGUAUUUUUUCUGGAAUGACCCAGUUGGGCAUUCAUACAUGGUGUUGAACUGUCCUACCACUGAUUUAUUCUAAUUUUUACAGGCAAAAGCUCUGUGACUGUGCCAUUAAAUGCAUCAGUUCCUCAAAGUCAGAUGCAGCAAGCAGGUGAUAUAUUAUUUAUCAUGUCUUUUCAUUGCAUGAGCAUUGUGCCUUUAGGCAUGUGGCACUGUACUCGAUUAUCUAAUCACACCCUCUUCAUGGCUAUUUAAAGGGGAGCGGGAAACUUAUAGUUUAGCACCUGAAUGAUUUUUAGAAUUAAGUUCUUUGUGGGUUUGCAUGGGGAUAAAACAUAUAAUACUAUUGUUUGUGGAAACACCACGUAAAUUUAUUACUGCAAAGAUUUCAAUCCGUAAGCCUGGAUCUUCAUCAUGCAGUGCUAAUAAUAUGUGGCUAGUUCAAUUCACAUGCCCUUUUCCAAUACCAAAGUGUUGUGAUUUGUUAGCUAGCGUCAUUUUUUAAUGAAAUGGUACAUCAACCCCCAUUUCAAAUUUUAGUCAAGCGAUUCUAAUUGAACUAGUCACAUAUUAUUAGCAAUGAUGAAGAUCCGGGCUUAUGGAUCGAAAGCUUUACAGUAAUAAAUUUAUGUGGUGCUUCCACAAACAAUAGUACGGUUUUAUAUGAUUUUUAGAUUAGUUUUACAAUCUAUUCAUUUCAGCUGCCCAAAUCAAUUCAUCGAAACUUAAACAUUAGGUACAUGCAAUGCAAUGUGGGAUAUCGAUCUAACAAAAAAAGUCUAUAGGCCUGGCCUAUAGGCCAACCUAUAGGUUUCUAUAGGAAACCUAUAGGUUUUUAUAGGCAAUUGGAACGUUUUCUAUAGGUGACCUAUAGGGAUGCCUAUAAGUCUAUAGAGCUCUAUAGGUGCCUAAAGGCUUCUAUAGGGAAUUGGAACAAUUUCUAUAGGAACGUAUAGGCCACCUAUAGACUUUUUUUGUAAGGGAUAUACAUGUGGGUCAAAUAUUCAUUGUCUGACAGUGAUGUGCCAUAAGCACUUUUAAGGUCUAUUCAUAUAUUAAAUUAUCUAUUUCAGGGGUGGAUCCAGCAACUAAGGUUUUUCUGGGGGGAGGGGGGUGCUGGGUGAGCAGCCGAGUGUUUUUUUAUUAGUCUUUAGGGGGUAGUGGGAGAACAUUCAAAUGAAUUGGAUUCCUAAUGACUUGAGCACCAAAGGUGCAAGCUCCAUAGGGGUUCAGGGGUAUGCCCCCUGGAAAAUGUUGAAAAUUAGAACCUGGGAAUGCCAUUUCCUGCAAUGUGGGCAUUGGAUUAUGAGCUUCAGUUUGACUUCAAAAAACGAAAAACCUUGAAAAUCAUGCCAUAUUUCUGACACCCCCCUUGUACCCCUGUUGAUCAAGGCCAACAGGGAUGUGCACGCAUGUGCAACCCCCUGUAAAUAUACCCCUGCUCUCUUUCAGAUACCAGAGGUGAAAAUGUUGUUUGGCAACGUGUCGAAACCUUGUUGCUAAUUGACCAAUAUAAAUCAUUCGAGGGGAAAAUCAAGAAGAAGAGAAACAUCUGUGGGCAAAGAUAGCUGAAAUCAUGGAACAACAUGGGUACUGUUAUACAGCUGAACAAUGUGAAGGGAGGUGGAAAACCCUUGUCAGAGGUGUAAAAAAGGUAGCUGAUCACAAUUCUAAAUCCGGAAAUGACCUAAAAACACAUCCAUAUGAAGAUGAGCUUGAGUUUUACUCUGAACGACCUAACGUUAAGCCGGCAUAUCUAGUUAGUAGCUCGGGAUCCUUGGUUGAUUUGGAAAGUAUUGAGGAAGAUAGUGAAGAAGAUAUUACCCGUUCCACAUCUCCUGUUCCUGCUCCUGCUCCUGCUCCUGCUCCUGUGAAGAAGAGACGUUCAAAUGUUUCUGAAGUCUUGGAUGUUCUUAAAGUCCACAUCCAAUCACAAAGUGAUAGGCAUCAAGAAACAUUGCAAAGGCAAGAGCAGAUGCACCAGGAACGAAUGACAGUAAUGAAAGGCUUUCUUGAUGUGUUCAAAGAUAUGAAGAACUAA
Paramuricea clavata is the source of this 3286-nucleotide messenger RNA. Lineage: Eukaryota; Metazoa; Cnidaria; Anthozoa; Malacalcyonacea; Plexauridae. The record is from the annotation of a GenBank genome assembly.